AUGUAUCGGGCGGUUGGCUGCUUGCUGCUCCUGCUGCUGCUUGCUGCUCGCACCACCACCCAGCGGCCAUGGGCGAGCGGCCAGCGACGGAGGCUGCUGGCCGGCGUGUUGACGGAGGCGCGUCGAGGCCCGGCCGCUAUCAGCAGCCCGACAGCAGGGCCGGAGAGUCGUGGGGGCGGCGAGGCCUGGCUGGGCAGUGACUGUGGUCAGGCUGUGGUCAAACAGCGACCGUUCGCAAUCUGCCACUCAGCCGUUGGGGGACGGUGGACGGUGGACGGUGCUCGUCUCAGAAGCAACAAGCGAGUCGAGCGUCUGCGUCCCUCGUUGCGUGCGUGCACGCCCCCCGUUCUCAAGCGAGCCCGGUGCCAGUGCCGUCCAGACGUGAUGUCAUUGUUUUUUCUGCUGCGCCGUUUUUUCCCAUGCCCUCGAACGGCGCUUUGGAGCCGUGGCGGUGCCUGGAUGAUCGGACGGGCAUGGGAGCCGCCCUCGCACCUCGCCCGCGCUCGCGUGAAAAAAUAUCCCUUCCCCCUCCCUCCGCGACACGCAGCAGGCAGGCAGCGUGAGGAUCGCCGGUGCCGCUUGCCGCCUGCAAAAAAAGGCGGUCGGCCCACGGCCAAUCAGCGCCCGCCCCAGCAAGCGACGGGCUGGCAUGCCAUCCCAGCCGCAGUUCUCCCAACCCCUGCGCCUGAUAUCUCGUCUCGUCUGCGUCCUGGCCAGCGCGUGCUCUGCUCUGCUCUGCUGUUGCUAUCAUUACACUGCCCGCCCGCCCUGGCCGUCUGGCGCUCCAUGGGCCCAUCCCGCAACCUUGCCUCUGCCCUGCCCCUUCUCGCCAGCCCGCCAUGUCAUAGGGCAAAGAGAGAGCAGCCUCUUGUCGGCGUCCUGCUUGCGGGGAUCUCGCAGUGCGUCUCCCUACGGCAGCUUAUCCACCUGCUCGAAGCCUUGGUCGCAGAGCCAGCAUGUUGCCAGCCUCGUGCCAUUGGCUGUGUCCGGCACCGACACACAAGCCCUUCACGGCUUCCCCGCAUUUUGCCCUCUAGCCUGGCCACCGCCGUGCAUGUUGCUCCUGCUACCGUGAGUCUACAAGACGCAUGGCCUGCAAAGGCACUGCCCUGGCGCCCAAAGUGGCCGAGCCGAUGUCCUGCCAUAGCCCUCGGCCAGCCCUCGCUCGUUGCUAUUGCCCGCAUCCCUCGUCCCACGGUUCCUUGA
Bipolaris maydis ATCC 48331 is the source of this 1206-nucleotide messenger RNA. NCBI's taxonomy places the organism in Eukaryota, Fungi, Ascomycota, Dothideomycetes, Pleosporales, Pleosporaceae. The record is from RefSeq and is a predicted model, not a curated record.